Messenger RNA from Protopolystoma xenopodis, 801 nucleotides. The record is from the annotation of a GenBank genome assembly. Lineage: Eukaryota; Metazoa; Platyhelminthes; Monogenea; Polystomatidea; Polystomatidae.
AUGAGGACUUACACUGUUCAGAGGCCAAACAGAGGAGACGAAGGUGAAGAUGAUGAUGAUGAAGAAGAAGAAGAAGAAGAAGAAGAAGAAGACGAAGAAGAAGAGCCCAAAAGGCGUCGUUCGAGGUCGCACUGUAGCUCUCCCGGCCACUUCCAGCCUCUUGAAUGGCAGCGAUUCCUGUUGAGAACACUCGCAAUUGCCGACCCCAGCCAGUGUACACCUCGGCUACUGGGCGUCGCAACAAAGUCUACGUACACGCACCAAUGUGCGCAUACUUUGGCUUGUUGCGAGCGUAGAAAAGCUGUACUGUCCGGCGACUGCGCAAAGGAGGAAGACAGACAGAGAGACAACGAUAGAGAGAGAGAGAGAGAGAGAGAGGGGGAGGGUAAGAGAGAGAUCACACGAUGCCAGCCUCAUCGUCUAUCCAACAGGGCCAGAACAAACCAUGACAAAGGACUGACCCCAGUUUGGCUGGAGUUGAGGCGAGGGUGGAGACCGGUUGGCCCCUCUACUACGCGAAAACAUGACGCGAUAAGCCUUGGCAGCGUCAUUUUGCCUCGACCUGGCCUCAUGAUUGGUCUAGACGCAAUGUCUCUGGAUGAAGUGGACAAUGUGGACGAUGUGGAGAACGUGGAUGAGGUGGAGGUGGAUCAAGUGACUUUCGGGUGGCUGGCGAAAGUGUGGAAAGAGAAGAGCGGUCGCGGUGGCCGUGACAGAUUGGGUCAUGUUGGACCGGCACUUGAUGGGCAAACUGCUGACAGCGCGACCUUCAGGCAACAAACAGAGCUCUGGGGCUUGUAG